Messenger RNA from Ornithorhynchus anatinus (platypus), 2487 nucleotides. It is a transcript of the gene XPNPEP2, whose product is annotated as X-prolyl aminopeptidase 2. Lineage: Eukaryota; Metazoa; Chordata; Mammalia; Monotremata; Ornithorhynchidae. The record is from RefSeq and is a predicted model, not a curated record. Gene Ontology annotation, molecular function: metalloaminopeptidase activity.
GAGACGCAGCCCGAGGCUCUGUCCACUCCCCCACCCCGGAUGAGGGCCAGGAAGGGGAGGCAGGAUUCAGAAGCCUCUGUUUCUCUCCACAGCCGGACAAGAGCCCGCCCCUUUCCCGGGGGACUAUCUAGUACUGGAUGCCACUAAACCAGCCCCACUAGAAGCUCCGCUGUUGCAAAGAAGCCGCUCCACUUUGAAGCGCGAUGACCUCUCUAGGGACCUCUGGCCUACUUGUCCUUCUUUGCGCAUAUGCUGCCAUGGGCUACCCCACAGAAAUGAGCUCUGCGAGGGAGAACGGGGACAUCAGAAACUGCUCCGCCAGUCCUCCGUACUUGCCGGCCACUGCGAUCAACACCACAGAGCGGCUGACGGCCCUCCGCCGACAAAUGAGUCACCACAAUCUCAGUGCCUACAUUAUCCCUGCAACCGAUGCCCACAUGAGUGAAUACAUCGCAAAGCGAGACGGGAGGCUGGAAUGGAUUUCAGGUUUCUCUGGGUCUGCAGGGACGGUGGUGGUCUCUCUAAUGGGAGCCGCACUCUGGACAGACAGUCGCUACUGGAUCCAGGCAGAGCGGCAGAUGGAUUGCAACUGGCAGUUACUCCAGUCAGUGGACAUUUCUUCCAUUUUGUCAUGGAUCCUAGAGAAGACUCCCGACGGAGGAACGAUCGGCUUCGACCCCUUCCUCUUCUCUAUUGACUCCUGGGAGAGUUACAAUAGAACUUUCCAGAGAUCCAAGAGGACCCUGACCCCCCUUGUGCAAAACCUCGUGGACGUCGUGUGGGGGACCAGCCGGCCUCCCCCUCCCACAGAGAAAAUCUACCACCUCUCAGAUGAAUUCACAGGUUGCUCCUGGAAGGAGAAAGUUUCCAACAUCCGAAGCCAAAUGAAUAGCCACCCCCGGAAGCCCACAGCAGUCCUGCUGUCAGCGCUGGACGAGACUGCUUGGCUUUUCAACCUGCGUAGCAGAGACAUCCAGUACAACCCUUUCUUCUACUCAUACACCCUGCUGACCAACACAUCCAUAAGUUUAUUUGUAAAUGGGAGUCGGCUGGACUCGGAAGUCAAGCAGUAUCUGAACACCGAGUGCAAAGCCGACUUGUGCGUGCAGAUCCAGGAUUAUGAUCAAGUUCAGGAUAGCAUCAGGAAGUACGCAGAAGAAGAUGUCAGGAUCUGGAUUGGGACGGAAUAUACGACGUAUGGACUCUAUGGGGUAAUCCCCCAGGAAAAACUAGUGGCGGAGCCCUACUCCCCAGUGAUGAUGACGAAGGCGGUGAAGAACCAAAAGGAACAGGAACUUCUGAGAGCGGCCCACGUGCGGGAUGCUGUGGCAGUCAUCCGCUACCUGGUCUGGCUGGAGAAGAACGUCCCCAAGGGGACGGUGAAUGAAUUCUCGGGAGCAGUUUAUGUGGACCAGCUGCGACGAGAGGAGAAAUACUGCGAUGGGCCAAGUUUUGAAACCAUCUCGGCCAGCGGACUGAAUGCAGCUCUGGCCCAUUACAGUCCAUCCAAUGAGACCCACCGGAUGCUGUCCCACAACGAAAUGUACCUCCUGGAUUCGGGAGGACAAUAUUGGGAUGGAACAACUGACAUCACCAGGACUGUCCACUGGGGCAAACCCUCCUCUUUCCAGAAGGAAGCCUACACCCGAGUGCUGAUGGGAAAUAUUGACCUUUCCAGGCUUGUCUUCCCCUUCAAAACUUCAGGAAGAAUCAUGGAGGCCUUUGCCCGCAGAGCUCUCUGGGAAAUUGGACUCAACUAUGGUCAUGGCACAGGCCAUGGUGUUGGAAAUUUCCUGACUGUUCACGAGUGGCCGGUGGGAUUCCAGUCCAACAACAUCGCCAUGACCCAGGGAAUGUUCACUUCCCCAGAACCUGGCUAUUAUCAUGACGGCGAAUUUGGAAUCCGUCUUGAGGAUGUGGCCCUCGUGGUAGAAGCCCCAGACCAAGUGCCUGGCACAUAUACCCCCGGGCGCUCCCUGACCUUCGAAUUGGUGUCCCUGGUGCCCUAUGACCGGAACCUCAUCGACACCAGCAUCAUGUCCCCCUCUCAGCUCCAGUACCUGGAUAAAUACUACCAUACCAUCCGGGAAGGAUCGGCCGAGCUGCGGAAGAGAAAUCUGCAUGAGGAGUUGUCCUGGCUGCAGGAGCACACCAAGCCUUUCUCCCACGGGAAUCCGCUCCCCUCAUCCCUGGGCACCGCAGGCGUGGCUGCCCUCAUGGCGGCCUUUAUGCCAUUCCUCCAAGCCUAGUCCCAUCCCCAGGCACUUCCUCUCCCACCCCAGGGAACCACACUCCUCUCCCCGCACUGACCGGCGGGGGCCGAGGCAAUGGCCCUCCCUCUAGAGGGUUCACGGUCCGGCAGCCUCCAUCUCAAGAUCCCUUUACUCCUCCUCCCGUGCGGGGAAAUGAACCCGACACUGAAAGCAAAAUGCUCUUCCCCUCCGAGCCAGUAGUCAUACAAAUCACGUGAACGUAUGCUCUAACUGA